This is a messenger RNA of Dermochelys coriacea (leatherback sea turtle), 1818 nucleotides long. It is a transcript of the gene SGPP2, whose product is annotated as sphingosine-1-phosphate phosphatase 2. The record is from RefSeq and is a predicted model, not a curated record. Gene Ontology annotation, biological process: sphingosine metabolic process; phospholipid dephosphorylation. Gene Ontology annotation, cellular component: endoplasmic reticulum membrane. The coding region runs from base 60 to 1247 and encodes 395 amino acids. Lineage: Eukaryota; Metazoa; Chordata; Testudines; Dermochelyidae. The transcript is spliced from 5 exons. Gene Ontology annotation, molecular function: sphingosine-1-phosphate phosphatase activity.
CUGCCUGCGCCGGGGCUCCCGCAGCGCGCAGACGGCUCGGGCGCUCGCUUCCCGGGAGCAUGGCCCGGGUGCUCCGCAGCCUCCGCGGCUCCCAGCCUGUCGCCCGCUUCCAGCGCUGCUGCGGGCUCUUCCCCGCCGCGGGGGAAGGAGCCGGCCAUGGGCUGGCGGGGACCGUGGGCGGCGGGGACCAUCUCCCGGCCCGGGACACCUGCCCCGGGGGCAGCCCCGCCAGGCAGCGGCUGCCAGAGGCCAACGGUGUGAAGAGCCGCCCCCAGCCGCAGGAUUGUGCACAGAAAUAUGUUGUGAAGAAUUAUUUCUACUACUACCUGUUCAAGUUUUCAUCUGCCUUGGGUGAAGAGAUUUUUUACAUCACAUUCCUUCCAUUCACCUACUGGAACAUCAAUCACGAUGUGUCGAGGAGGCUGAUAAUGAUGUGGUGUAUUGCUAUGUACAUAGGCCAAGUUACUAAGGACAUCCUGAAGUGGCCUCGUCCUCAUUCACCUCCUGUUGUGAAGCUGGAAAUGAGAGCAGAAUAUGGAAUGCCAUCCACCCAUGCCAUGGCAGCUACAUCCAUUUCCUUCACAUUUUGUAUUGCAACAAUAAACCAAAACAAGUACCCACUUGUUCUAGGACUUAUGGCAGCAUUUGUAUUUUCUACCCUGGUGAGUCUCAGCAGACUUUACACUGGAAUGCACACUGUACUGGAUGUGAUUGGUGGAACUCUGAUUUCAGCUGUGUUAAUUGCACUCACAUAUCCUGCAUGGGAUAUCAUAGACCACUUGAUGUUAACUAGUCCAUUCUGCCCUAUACUUUCUAUAGUUGUGCCUUUUCUCCUAUGUUACAACUAUCCCAAACUAGAGGAUUACAGCCCUACCCGAGCAGACACAACUACUGUCCUUGGAGCAGGAGCUGGAGCAGCCAUAGGAUUCUGGUUAAAUAACCUAUAUGCAGCACCAAACUAUCCCAACGAAAGUCUUCUCCUCAGCCUUCCUCCAAUCAGUGAGAUGAUGAUGGUGGUGCUGGCAAAGUUCUUAGUAGGGAUUUUUAUUCUUUUGGUUACACGUUAUUUCAUCAAAGGCAUAGCCCUCCGUGUGUUGUGUUCUAGAUACCAGGUUUCUGUCAACGAUCUAGAAGCCAGACGACGACUGGAAAUAGAAGUGCCCUACAAAUUUAUAACAUAUUCUUCUGUUGGCUUCAGUGCUACAGUGCUUGUACCAUUAUUGCAUGAGUUAUUAGGAUUAAUAUGAGUGUGGUGCAUUGUUAGAAAUAAUUUAUGGCAAAACCACGUUAGAGAUGCAAAAAAAUUUACACAAAGGUAAAGAUUUGACCAAAAGGUGUGUUGUGCCUUUCUGCACUGGUGUAAAAUACCUACUAUUGAAUAUCCCAGGGAAUCACUGAAUGUAAAUAAUUUAAGAAUAGAAAUUACUGGCUACCCAGCUACAGAUCUAUGAUCCAGGUGGUUCGUAUGACGAAUACAAAAAUAAGAACUCCUGUUUAUAUGGCUUUUGUUUACCUUCCAGAAAGUUAGCAUGUGCUACAAUGUAAGUGUUGUGUUACUCAGGGUUCAGCCUCAGUACUUCACUCCUCUGUUUUGGAAACAUCACGCAGGUGAUGCUCACAUGGUUGGAGAUAUGGUAGGUUUACCUCACUGCAUCCUGCAAUCCCUGCUGAUCUCCCACACUUCAAGUAAGGGAUUCUGUUUUAUUCAUGCCAUGUAGGGUGUAGCAGAUGCAAGAGAGCAAUUCUGCUGCAGGGACAGAACCAGCUCCACAGUGAUCAGGAAUUGGGGUUAGUGUAAAUGCUACUAUUAAGGGGGGG